Molecule: messenger RNA, 1907 nt
Organism: Hylaeus volcanicus
Lineage: Eukaryota; Metazoa; Arthropoda; Insecta; Hymenoptera; Colletidae
Gene: RIOK1
Product: serine/threonine-protein kinase RIO1
Exons: 5
Coding region: 144-1811 (555 amino acids)
Biological process (GO): maturation of SSU-rRNA
Cellular component (GO): preribosome, small subunit precursor; cytosol
Molecular function (GO): protein serine/threonine kinase activity; ATP binding
Source: RefSeq, a predicted model, not a curated record
UAUUUUUAUUUGAAACGCGCCUUUGUCUGUCAAAGAUAUAACCUAACUUUUGUGUAAGCUUCCAGGAAACGUGAUUAAUAAUUAUAUAUUUCAACAAUUGUUAAUAUUUCGGGAGAAAUAAAUAUAAAGAAAUAACUUUCGCAAUGUCCGAGGAAAGUGAACAAGGUCAAUUUAGCGAUGCUGAUGAAACUGAAAUACCAUUAAAGGCAGGUAAAGGACAACCAUUAUUUCGUUCUGAACUUUCCGAAGAUAUGAAUAAAUUACAUAUAUCAAAUAGCGAAGAGGAAGAAGAAGAUGACAACGAUGACGAUUUAGAUGACAGUAGUUUCAUGUGGGACGUGGAUCAAAACAAAACUAAGUCAAAAGAUAUCGUAAAAAAUAUUCAAGCACAAAACACUAAUGCUCAAAAUAUUUCCAAAAAGAUUACUAAUUAUCAGCCAUCGGAUAAAUUAUUUCGGCGCUAUGCGAAUAAAAUCAAUAUCGAACGAUACGAAGGUCCAUCUCUACCAGGACACGCGGCAAAUCUUCUUAUUGAAAGUGAUAAACGUGCCGAUAAAGACAGGAUCAGGACUAAAGACAAGCACGAUCGAGCAACAGUCGAACAAGUUCUGGAUCCUCGUACAAGAAUGAUAUUAUUUAAACUUUUAAAUCAAGGUAUAAUCGCAGAGGUCAACGGGUGUAUCUCGACAGGAAAAGAAGCCAAUGUUUAUCAUGCAACCUCAAAGACAGGAGUUGAAUUUGCAAUAAAAAUUUAUAAAACAUCGAUAUUACAAUUCAAGGACAGAGACAAAUAUGUUACCGGCGAAUUUCGUUUUCGUCAUGGAUAUUGUCGCCACAAUCCGCGUAAAAUGGUACGCACAUGGGCUGAAAAAGAAUUUCGAAACUUGAUACGUCUUCAGCAAGGAGGAAUAAAUGCACCCAAGCCUAUUUUAUUACGUAGCCAUGUAUUACUUAUGGAUUUUAUAGGUAGCAAUGGCUGGCCAUCGCCUAAACUAAAAGAUGUCGUUCUUACGUCUUCUAAACCAAGAAAACUAUAUAGAGAAUGUAUCGAAAUAAUGUGGAAAUUGUAUAAUAAGAGUAAACUUGUUCAUGCCGACUUGAGCGAAUAUAAUAUGUUAUAUUACGACGAAUCCAUUAUAAUAAUCGAUGUAUCUCAGGCAGUUGAACACGAUCACCCUAUGGCGCUUGAGUUUCUCAGAAAAGAUUGUACAAAUAUCACUGAAUUUUUCAAGAAAAACGAAGUAGGUGUAAUGACCGUCAAGGCAUUAUUCGAUUUUAUAACAGAUCCAACUGUAACUGAAGAGAAUAUGGAUCAUUAUUUAGAUACGAUAUCAGAGCAAAUGACGCAACAAAACAAACAAGAAAUCGAUCCCAAGCAACAAAUAGAUGAGCAGGUGUUCAAGCAAGCUUACAUCCCUCAAAACCUAACUCAGGUAAUUGACAUUGAACGGGACAUAAAUCUUGCUAAAUCUGGAAAAGGAGAUUUAAUAUACAAAACCCUUGUUGGUUUAAAAGCAGACUUGUCCAAGCCUCUCGAUACUCCCGAAAUUCUCGCUAAAGAUUCCGAUGUAGAAGAAAAAGACGAUUCAUCGGAAGAAACUGUUAAUUCUGAAGAGGGUGAAGAUAGCGAAGAAGAAGGUGCUUUGGACAAUGAGACAAAAUUUGUGAAUUCGGCCCGGCCUCGAAACGAGAGUCUGGAAAGUAAAAAGGCACGGAAAAAGGCAGUGAAAGAACAGCAAGCUGAAAAAAGGAAGACUAAAAUGAAAAAGCACAUUAAAAAACGGAAGGAAAAGGUUUUAAAGAAAAAAUAACUGAAACACCAAACGGCAAUGAAAUAUUAAAAAAUAUGACAUAUAAAGGAAUUGUAUAAAAGAAAUAUAUGAUUUUUUUAUAUCGCUCUUCCAGUA